Messenger RNA from Pygoscelis adeliae (Adelie penguin), 3175 nucleotides. RefSeq names its product phospholamban (gene PLN). The record is from RefSeq and is a predicted model, not a curated record. Gene Ontology annotation, molecular function: ATPase inhibitor activity. The coding region runs from base 409 to 567 and encodes 52 amino acids. Gene Ontology annotation, biological process: negative regulation of heart rate; negative regulation of ATPase-coupled calcium transmembrane transporter activity; negative regulation of calcium ion import into sarcoplasmic reticulum. NCBI's taxonomy places the organism in Eukaryota, Metazoa, Chordata, Aves, Sphenisciformes, Spheniscidae. The transcript has 3 exons. Gene Ontology annotation, cellular component: sarcoplasmic reticulum; membrane.
ACUGCUGUGAACAAGUUUAGAGGAGCAACUGCCUGUGUCAGAAGGCAGAAAUGGGACCAAUCACAACUUGUGAGCUGCUGAAUGACACCGGGAGCCCUGCCUCUGAAACUUUUGUUACUUUUUCCCCCUCAACCUACUUCAAUUGUUCCCACAACUUGGUCACAGACUCGGACAAGUUGCCAGAGAUCUACAGACACUUCCCACAGCCCGGAGCAGGCUCCUCUGUGCUUCACUAACAGUCACACCAGAGGUGGGUGACAGCACCAUGGAGGAUUAACAAGCAAGCUCCACAAAGGCUGUCUAAAACAAAAAGAGAAGAUAAUAGGCACUUUGCACUGUUCCUGACAACUUCUCUUCUUUCCUGCACUCCUAAAACCUCUGAUUUGUGCCCUCUGCUUUCUUGUUGCCAUGGAGAAGGUCCAAUACAUAACCCGCUCUGCUCUGAGGAGAGCCUCAACUAUUGAGGUCAACCCACAAGCACGCCAAAGGCUCCAAGAGCUCUUUGUGAAUUUCUGCCUAAUUUUAAUUUGCCUCUUGCUGAUCUGUAUCAUUGUGAUGCUCCUCUGAAGUUCCAGCACUUCUCUGCACUGUCCUCUAGGAAAGUCACCCCAGAGGGAAGAGAGACCUACACCCGCAACUCCUAAUGCAAGGAUCCUCUUGUGAGAGGGGCUAGCACUUGGACUAGAGCUGUAUGCCAACUAUCGCACUAUUCUCUUACUACCUGCUACAUGUAUUAAAAACACACUUCUGUGCAGAACAGUGUUUAGAGCCUGUUGUAACAAAGCUGUGCAUGACCUAAUUUGUCUGUCUCAGUCAAGAGGUGUCUUUUCUGAAUGGGGUAAAGUACUGCCUCUUCACGGAGCUGGUAAGUUCCUCAAUGUUUUAGCUAGAUCACAAAAACAGCAACUUCACUUUUUGGGUGCCUGAGUGUUUUAAAUUUCUCUGAAAAUCCUUAAGCCCUUGGAGGGGUUCUGAAUUUGGCCCAUGUCCACCCAAAGAAGAGCUACAGGCACACAGCCCUCAACACAUCCUAAGAAAAUUUCUGCUCUGCUUACUUCAAGGUGCUGCACCUCUGCAUUGUCAACUGAAGGCAUUCAAAUUGUUUCCGUGUUUUUAAAGGAAAAUGAGAAUAAACAAAAAAUGUCUUCUAACCCAGAAAUAAAAACUAUUUCAUAGGCUUUUCUCCCUAUUUAAGGAACCAUAUAUAUACAAAAAUAUAUAUAUAAAAAAUGUACGUGUAUAUAUGUGUGUGUGUAUACAUGCACACAAAACUUGGACGUGAAAAAAAAAAGGCAAAUUCUUUUACAGUAUUUUUCACUAGAUACAUCCUUACAGAACUAAGUGACAUCUGGAAAGUUUUUUCACUAUGUUUUGCAGAAAAAUUGACACUACCACACUGGUAUCAAAGAUUUAAUUUUCUAUAGUCACUUAACUGACACAUCAAUUGACACAACUCAAAAAUAAUUCUCCAAGUUCUUAAUAUUUGGCUUCAGACAACUUUAUUAUGGCCUGCUGUAAUUUAUGCAAUGGUCUCCUUAGUUUAAAACUACAGAAAACUUGGUAUUUGCCAGUGUCACACAAGGUGGCUUAUAUCUGAUACGAUACAGAAAAAAGUUUAGGUCACUCUUACUGCUGUGAUUGAAGUGUAUCAUACAAAUGCAAGUAACGACACCACCCUCAACUGCAAAUGCUUGUUAGAGAACAAGCAAGUACUUUCCUGAAAUAAAUGAUACAUACCAUUAUGCACAGGAGGGAAAGCAUUGAAGAAAUCUCUUUUCAACAUGUAAAGCACAGUCUAUACACAUAAAAGAUGAAGUUUCUACUCCAGCAGUUGUCAGUAACAAGACUGAGCAGUGGACUUCAAAUUCUCCCACGUGUUGCUCGUAUUGAACUAAAUUUCUAGAAACUUUAUGCAGUUUUCAAAUUUAAAAGAGAGCUCAAGAAUCAAUAGAGGCCAAACAGACAUCUAUUUUUUAAACAGGCAUCUUUCUAUACCACCCUAUGUAAGCAAUCCUAUUGAUGAAUACAGAAAAUCAAAACAAUUUUGUCUUAAUCUUGUAUUCUGCCUUUAAUACUCCAUGAGUAGAGGUUGACAAUGAACAGCUGAGCAGGAAGGGAAGAAAUCUUUGAAAAAACUAUGUACUCGAUGGAAUGCAAGCAAAUCCAGUGGUGAUGCACUUCCUAUCUGGCAAAUAGAUAUGCUGAGAUCAGACCUCUGAAAUAAGGUUAAUCACUAAAGGAAAUUAUUUAGCUACUGUAAUGAGGAUUAGGGCAAGCACUGAUGAGAUAGGCAACACCCCACCCCCCAGUAAUAGGAAUAUUACUGACUCAAACUGUUAAUGUAAAUCUCAAUUUCCAUUUCAUGCAUUCUGACCACUCUCACAAAUGAAUAAGAUUUUAGUAAGCACACUUUCCCUAUUAAUUAUUCUUCUUAAGAAAAGCUACAAACACAGUGCAAUAGAAAAAUCUAAAGUUACUUUCUUCUCUUUUUAAAUCUGUAUUUUUGUGAUGGAUAGGGUUUCCAGUUUUAGUUUGCUUUGGAGGUGUUUCAAGAACCUUCAAUUGGAAAUAGACAACAGUUUUACAGUAUAGAAAACCCCCUGAAGAAAAAAGGUGGUAAGAGUGAAAUAUCAACACGUACAUUCUGAGGACACGUUGGGAUUACAGGUUUUACACGCCAGUAACAUAUAGAAGUCAAAGUAAAGCAUUGCUAAAAACGUAGAAAGCCCCCCCGCCUCCCCCUACCAACCCACCACUUUCCUCUUAUGUACCUGAAAAGCCAUUAUUUAUUUAAAAACAAUAAAUAAACAAGAACAAAACCAAGGUAUAAAUAACCUGGAAGCCCUACUGUUAUUUUACAGCAAUGCAGAUAAAUUGCAUGUACUGUAUGGUUCAUUUGUGUCUUAGGGUUCUGCUGAUCAGAAAAACUGCUACCAUCCUCUAUAUGACUAAAUGUCAAAUGAACCCAGAGAUUAAAAAAAUAAAACCUUUUGUACCUAGUACAUUCUUCUUUGUAUACUUAUAUGGGCUUUAAAACUAACAUCUACUGUAUUUUUAUUUAUUAAAAUGACUGCUUGAAGAUAUUUUAAUGCAUAAAAUAAGAUACUUAAAUACAAUUCCGUUUAGAAAGAAACAUCCAUUCUAUCAUCUAUUUAUUAAAGUUAUGUGAAAAAGA